UCGGAGACUUAACCUAAGAUUUAGGCGUCAUUUUUGGUAUUUUCUCCCAUUUGUAUUUUGUAUUGAUACUGAUAUUAAAUUAAAGAAAAAUAUAUAUCUAAUAAUAUGGCAGGAGUAGAUGUAAUAAUCGAAGAAAAAAAGGACGAUUCUAUCGAUAGACAAAAGAUAUGUCCAUUUUUAUUGAGAGUUUUUGUCUCGUCGAGCGGUCAGCAUCACAAAGUAACAGAAUAUAACAAAGGAAACACACCCACAAACGAAUUACAAAUCUACACAUGGAAAGACGCGACUCUACACGAACUGACUCAGCUGGUUAAAGAAGUGAAUCCAGAAGCAAGACGGAAGGGCACAAAAUUUAGUUUUGCUUUAGUGUAUCCAGACACAAGAUACCCUAUUUAUAGAAUGAGAGAAAUAGGAAGUACAACGACUGGAAUUAAGGGUUCUGAGGAUUUGAAAACUUUGGGGAACUUCAGGAUAACUCUCGGAGAUUAUAUGGAUAUAGCUAUUACCCCGCCUGAUACUUGGAACGCUAACAGAGGCAAGAACUAUUCAAACAACUUUGGUAACAGAAAUAGACCUUUCUAAAUAAUAAUACUUAAUUUUUAAUAACUUUUUUAUUAUUAAGUAAAACAUUUCUUUAUAAACAAAUAUGACUAGAAAUAAAUUAACUUAAAUUAUAUAUAAGUAUAUUUUUUCUAUUAAUAAUAACCUGGCUAAAAUAAAACACAAUAAUACUGUUCCAACUAAAUUAAGCAUAUUUUAUUAACUAACAAG
Sitophilus oryzae (rice weevil) is the source of this 771-nucleotide messenger RNA. It is a transcript of the gene Bin1, whose product is annotated as histone deacetylase complex subunit SAP18. NCBI's taxonomy places the organism in Eukaryota, Metazoa, Arthropoda, Insecta, Coleoptera, Curculionidae. Gene Ontology annotation, biological process: negative regulation of DNA-templated transcription. Gene Ontology annotation, molecular function: transcription factor binding; transcription corepressor activity. The record is from RefSeq and is a predicted model, not a curated record. Gene Ontology annotation, cellular component: nucleus. The coding region runs from base 106 to 582 and encodes 158 amino acids. The transcript has 3 exons.